Messenger RNA from Salvelinus namaycush (lake trout), 2074 nucleotides. RefSeq names its product potassium voltage-gated channel subfamily G member 2-like. Gene Ontology annotation, biological process: protein homooligomerization; potassium ion transmembrane transport. The record is from RefSeq and is a predicted model, not a curated record. Gene Ontology annotation, cellular component: membrane; voltage-gated potassium channel complex. NCBI's taxonomy places the organism in Eukaryota, Metazoa, Chordata, Actinopteri, Salmoniformes, Salmonidae. Gene Ontology annotation, molecular function: voltage-gated potassium channel activity. The transcript has 3 exons. The coding region runs from base 102 to 1610 and encodes 502 amino acids.
GCUCCUGGAUGGGUGAGGUCCCUGCCAACCCAUUCGGCCAGUGAAACCCACCCCUCGCCUCCCAACCAGGACCCUCUAGGUCCUCCAGAGGAGAAUCAGGGAUGUACCAGGAGGUGGCCUUCCUAGCGGGCAGCACGGAGAAAGAGUUCACGCCCUUCCACUUCCCCAUUGAGAACCAGCAGGAGGUGGUAACUAAGAAGGGUGUGUUCUUCAAGCGGCAACGGCUGCUGCGGAGGCCCAAUGAGGGGCAGGAGGAGAACGACCUAUCAGCCGUCAUCAACGUGGGCGGGAUCAGGUACCGUAUCCCCUGGUCCGUUCUGGAGGAGUUCCCUCUGACGCGGCUGGGCCGGCUGAGGGGCUGCAGCUCAUUGGACGAGAUCAUGGAGGUGUGUGACGACUACGACGACGGGUGCCAGGAGUACUUCUUUGACCGCAGCCCAUCUGCGUUCCGCACCAUUGUGACGUUCCUAGCGGCAGGGCGGCUGCGGCUGCUGAGGGAGAUGUGUGCCCUGUCCUUCCAGGAGGAGCUGGUCUACUGGGGCGUGGAGGACACCAGGCUGGAGUGGUGCUGCCUCAGGAAGCUACGCAUCAGACAGGAGGAGCUCAAGGAACAGCUGAGGAUGGAGGAGGCAGAGCUCACCACAACCCUGACCCCUCAGAGCUGUGAGGAUGGGCAGGGGCACGCCGGAGAGGGAGGGGGGGAGGAGGAGGAGAGCCGCAUGGCGGGGUGUAUGCGCAGGCUGCACGACAUGGUAGAGAACCCUCAAUCUGGACUACCUGGAAAGAUCUUUGCCUUCUUGUCGGUGGUGUUUGUGGCCAUCACCGCAGUAACGCUCUGCAUCAGCACCAUGCCCGACCUCAGGGAGGAGGAGGAGAGGGGUGAGUGUUCUCAGAGGUGCUACAAUAUCUUUGUCCUGGAGACGGUGUGUGUGGCCUGGUUCUCUCUGGAGUUCUUGCUGCGCUUCAUCCAGACGCCGAGUAAGUGUGUGUUCCUGAAGACGCCUCUCAACAUCAUCGACGUGGUGGCCAUCCUCCCCUACUACAUCACUGUGAUCGUAGACUCUCUGUCUGAGGGAGGGGAGAAGCCCAGCGGCGGGAACAACUACCUGGAGAAGGUGGGCCUGGUGCUGCGGGUACUCCGGGCCUUGAGGAUCUUCUACGUGAUGCGUCUGGCGCGCCACUCCCUGGGGCUGCAGACCUUAGGCCUGACGAUCCGACGCUGCACCCGCGAGUUCGGCCUGCUCCUCCUGUUCCUGUGUGUUGCCAUGGCACUGUUCUCCCCGCUGGUGUUCCUGGCGGAGAGCGAGAUGGGCGCCAAGUACGACUUCACCAGCAUCCCUGGCACCUACUGGUGGGCGGUGAUCUCCAUGACAACGGUGGGGUACGGGGACAUGGUGCCGCGUAGCAUCCCGGGUCAGGUGGUGGCGCUCAGCAGCAUCCUCAGUGGGAUACUCCUCAUGGCGUUCCCCGUCACCUCCAUCUUCCACACAUUCUCUCGGUCCUACCUGGAGCUGAAGGAGGAGCAGAACAGAACACUGAGACAGAAACCAGACUUCCAGGACUCCAGCAAGUCUCAGAACAGCGAGGACUCGGCCGAGACGGACAGUUAACAUGGCAUCACUGAAGUCGCCGCCUCUGCUUUACGCAGGAAGUCCAUUGCCCUUGCGUCACAGAGGAGGGCCAUGCAGACUCAAGACUGAGUGUGUGUGCAACGUGAGAGCCUGGGGGUGUGGAGUGCACUGUGGGAAACUCGUACUAAAGCUGGAGGAUCUAAACAGGGAUGGGACGCUUUUCUCAAGCUUAAGAAGAAAAGGAGCUCCAACAUUUUGUGAACCUCCAUAGCUCUGUCCAUCAGAGUGUGUUCAAGAUUUUAUAAGACAGCUGCAGAAGUCUUUUUGCUGACAUUACUGGUGUAGAGCUGACCACAAUAUAAAAACACAUGUUAUCUGUGGUCAAAGGACAUUUCACCCAGGAGUAUAGAAGCCCUACAACACAGGAGUAUAGCCCUACAGCACAGCAUGGGGAGAAAGCUUCUCUCACAUAUUCAGUAUGAUAAAGCUAUUAUUUUAAGGGA